AUGGGCACCAACAAGAACCAGCUCGGUGUGUGUGGCUGGAUUCUGCUUUCCCUUUCCUUCCUGUUGAUGCUCAUUACCUUCCCAGUCUCAAUAUGGAUGUGCUUGAAGAUCAUUAAGGAGUAUGAACGUGCUGUUAUCUUCAGACUGGGACGCAUCCAAGCUGGUAAAGCCAAGGGACCAGGUUUGAUCCUGGUCCUGCCCUGCGUUGAUGUGUUUGUCAAAGUUGAUCUUCGAACAGUUACUUGCAACAUUCCUCCACAAGAGAUCCUCACGAGAGACUCUGUGACCACCCAAGUGGAUGGCGUCGUCUACUACAGAAUCUACAGUGCUAUCUCAGCCGUGGCCAACGUGAACGACGUUCACCAGGCCACGUUUCUGCUGGCUCAGACCACUCUGAGAAACGUCUUAGGGACACAGACCUUGUCCCAGAUCUUGUCCGGACGAGAAGAGAUCGCACAUAGCAUCCAGACCUUGCUUGAUGAUGCCACUGAGCUAUGGGGAAUCCGAGUGGCCCGGGUAGAGAUCAAAGAUGUCCGGAUUCCGGUGCAGCUGCAGAGGUCCAUGGCUGCUGAGGCUGAGGCCACCCGGGAAGCCAGAGCCCGGGUCGUUGCUGCAGAGGGAGAAAUGAAUGCUUCCAAGUCCCUGAAGUCAGCCUCCAUGGUGCUGGCUGAGUCCCCCGUUGCCCUCCAGCUGCGUUACCUACAGACCUUGACCACCGUGGCCACAGAGAAGAAUUCCACCAUUGUGUUUCCCCUGCCUAUGAACAUACUCGAGGGCAUUGGUGGCAUCAGCUAUGACAACAAUAAGAAGGUCAGCACUAAAGCCUGAAGUCUUCCGAGUAACCGCUGCUUCGAAAGGCCUUUCUGCACCACGGAGAGUCACCCAGCCGAGGAGAGAGAGGCCAGCACCGUAUAAGCUACAGUAACCCCACAGCUAGCAGAAUUCCCAGAGGGAGUUAUAGACGCUACACAAACAAAAACAACGCCGAGAGCUUGUACUACAUCUCGUUUAAAGGCAUAACCAAUAUUCAAUACUGUAUGCAAUUAGUUAGUGAUUGUCCCUGACUAUCAGCAGGGAGUCUCUC
Messenger RNA from Acomys russatus (golden spiny mouse), 1084 nucleotides. It is a transcript of the gene Stoml3, whose product is annotated as stomatin like 3. Gene Ontology annotation, cellular component: plasma membrane. Bases 1 to 828 code for a protein of 275 amino acids. The record is from RefSeq and is a predicted model, not a curated record. Lineage: Eukaryota; Metazoa; Chordata; Mammalia; Rodentia; Muridae. The transcript is spliced from 7 exons.